This is a messenger RNA of Parnassius apollo (apollo), 294 nucleotides long. Lineage: Eukaryota; Metazoa; Arthropoda; Insecta; Lepidoptera; Papilionidae. The record is from the annotation of a GenBank genome assembly.
AUGUUACGCUUGUGGAAAUCUUUUGAGUGUUUCAGCCGUUCGCAUGAUAAACAGCAAACAACUCGGAAUUCCGAUCGCACCAACUCGGCCGUGGCUAUAACGAAGACCUCCGUGACAUGCUACAAGUGUGGUGCUGAUGGUCAAGUGGCAUCACGAUGCUCGAAAACGUGGCCAGUUGCAAGCGGCAGCACCCAGACUACCGCCACAUCCAGCGUAGUAAAACGAGUGGACGCAUGCGGCGUGAAACCUGUCACCGGGGUGAUCACUAAAUUUGGUGAGCAGUUUUCAUUUUGA